AUGAAAAGUCAAUCUAGUGAAUUUUCACCAGAUUAUCUGCCAAUCAGUUAUAAUAACAUUCAUAAAAGUAGUGUUUCUGCUAUUAACACUACACAUCAUGGUGACAAUAACAGCAGUAAUAGUAAUAAUAACGUUUUAGCAUUUAAUCAAUGUUCAUCCGAUAUUCCACAACCUUUAAGCAAUCUUGUGAUUCCGUCAGUUUGUAUCGCACGUAAACUUAUUUGGUGCAAUCAAAAGGAAGUUGCUGAGCUUUUGCUAGGGGCAUGUGUACACCCCAACUGGCUUUCAUCAGUUAUUCAAGUUCGUCCUAGAAAUGGUUCUAUUAUUUUUUAUCGACGAGAAUUGGCCACCGUAGCACGUAAACAAGAUGGUUAUCUAUGGAAAAAGAAACCAAAUCGACGUACUACUAAAGAAGUUCACAUGGUCCUUAAAGUUCAAGGGAUCGAGUGUAUUAUCGCCAACUAUGCACAUUCCGCUUUAAUCUCUACGUUUCAUCGACGAACCUAUUCAUUAAGAUUUAAUCCUUCUAUUGUAUUAUUUCAUUAUUUGAAUGUACCCUUAUUAACUCAUGAGAAUAAACUUUGUUUACCAUUACCUAAUCUAAGUGAAAAUGAUCGUAGUGAAUUAACUUAUGCUCAACUUGUUGAACAGUUAGUGAAUAUGUUUAAUAAUUUCCCAAAACAUAUCAUGAAGCCUGGUGUUGACCAAAUUCUAAAUUUCGAUUUAAAUUUCUCUAAUUUAAUUCAGAUUCUGAGUGAUCGUAUUUGGAAUUCAUCAGUGAAUCCGAAUUCCCCUCCAUCAUCGUCAUUAUCAUUUCUGUCUGAUAAUUCAUAUAGAAACAUAACGUGUAGCAGUGUUGUGAAGAGUAUGUCUUCACUACAAUCUGAUAUAAAUCAUCGUCAUCAUCAUCCGCACACAGCUGUAUUUCUCCUUAUCACACCCAAAUUAAAUGAUAAUUAUCAGACAAAUUUGGAAUUAGUCUUUUCGAAUAACAAGUCUUGUCGAACGAAUCCUCAUACGCGAAAUAUUCGCGGAUAUCAGUUUUCAGAUAUAAUUAAUAACAAUAAUAAUGAAAAUAAUGAUGAUUACAUUCCAUUCAUAUUCUCUUCUUCAAAACCAAUAAAUAGAUAUUGUCAAAACAAUGAAACUUCGAAUUAUGAUAAUAACAACAAUAUUAACUCAAACAAUAAUGAUAGUAAUCCAGACAGAGAAGUAGAGGCAAGUUCUUCUGUGAACCAGUUAUUGUUUCCUAAUGAUAAUAAUAAUAAUAGUAGUGUAGAAUCUAAUAAUUUGCUAUCUGAUGUUGUAAUUAAUUGGGCUAAUGAUUAUCCCUAUUCAUUAUCACUAACAAUGAAUAACUUUGAAAAUUUUAAUACAACAAAAAGCAUCGAGUCAAAUGAUAGUCCUGAUCAUCAAAAUGUCGAUGAUGUUAAUCAUAAUCAUCAGUAUGUUAAUACUGAUGGUAGCACACAUUCCAAUGACAACAUCACCACUACUUCUACUACUACUGCUAAUAAUGGUAAUAAUGAUUAUUUUCAUAUUAAUGAAGAAGAACAAGUAGUAGUAGUAGAAGAUCCAACUAGAAUAACACCCAUUGAAAUAGGUUAUUCUGAUGAAUUAAUAAAUUUCACUGAUUUAAUCAUCACAACAUCAACACCUUCACCAUUUAUCUCAACUUAUACUGAUGAAGACUUAGGACUUUUAUCAAAUGAAUUAAUUACUGAUAAUAAUCUACUUGGAAAUGAUUUUACAGCGAUAACAACCACAACAACUGCAAUAAGACCCACUAGCAAAAUAAUCAAUAAUGACUGUAAUGAUUGUUGCUGUGUAACAGAACAGCAUCAAUCUAAUCAUAAAUUCUUUUCAAAAGAACAUGUUUCCAGUGAGUUGUCGUCUAGUAAUUUCAAUGUUCAUACAAUAACUAAUAAUGGUAGAUAUGCUGUACAAAUUAAUCAUGUUAAUAUCGAUAAAGAAGUGAUAAAAAACAAUCGGUUCAAUAAUCCUUUCAGUGAAAUUGAUGAGAAUUUGAAUCUUGAAACUUGUAAGAAUAUCUACUCAGCCAAUCAUCGUUUACCUCUGAUAACAAAUGUGUAUGAACCUGAAAAAAACGAAAGUUUUGAAAGCGCACAAUUUAAUUGCCAGCAAAAUGAUGCUGCUUGUAAUCCAUUCAUAUCUGAUGGAGGAUACUCAGAGUACAGUUUUGGUCGGUGCAAUAAUAUAGAUUUGCUCAAAUUAAAGCUCUCAGAUGAUCUAUUACGUUGGAUAGUGUUUAUUCGCUUUAGUUCAUUAGCACCGGGUAUUCAUUUAUCCAUUGACAUUGAAGAUGAAUUCAUUUUAUUACCAAAUCAUAAAUCUAGAAUAUUUAGCAAGUCAUUCGAUGAAUCUAAUUAUAAUAGUACAUUAAUUACGUCGAAACAUAUGGAUGAUAUACAUUCUGACAAUGUUUCGAAUUCAAUGCUUAUAAAUUAUUUAACAAGUAACUUUGAUGAAUAUCCUAAGUUGAAUAUACCACUACGACAUGAUCAGUGUGCAGAUAAAUUGGAAAUGUAUUUAAUUCUACAACUAGUUGAAUGGAUGAAGAAAACAAAUAAUAUUAGUAAUAAUAAUAGUGAUAGAACAAAUCAAAGUUCUGUCAGUUACUUAUUAGAAGCUGAAAAUGAAUUUGAUGAGUUCAAUAUUCAACAAUUACAAGAACAAAUGACUUCAUUGAAGAUAGAUAUUUCUCUUUUAAGUUGUGCAGCUGCUUUGGGUUAUUCUGAACUGAUACUAGGACUGUUGCAAUGGGCUGUACGAAUUUAUUGUAAUCAACCUACAUCAUUCUUUACAGAUCACUGUAGUACAACUUUACAGUCAGAUGUCGAUACAGAUUUAUCUAGGAUCUUAUCUCUUUUACAUGAUUUGACCCCAAAUAAUUCCCCCUCCCUUGCUUAUCCAACACUCACACCAUUGGGUUCAGCUAUUCUGUACGAACAGGUUGUAACAACGAAGCUCUUAGUAGUAUGGGAUCCAGAUGCUCUUCAUAAACCUUGUUUAUAUAAUUCAUUAUCAUCGUGUUCAAAAUUGGGUGAUGAGUUUACGCCAGAAAAAUUAGCAUUGGUUAUCAAAAGUGAAUCUAUGCAAAAGUGUAUUGAACAAUUGGAAGUACAAUAUUUUUCAUCGAAUGCACAAAAUUAUGCAACAGAUACUGUUAGAACUAAGUUAGAAAGACUUAUUAAUUAUACGGAAACAUUUACACUACCAAAUCAUAUUGAUCUAACGGAAAUUGAUGUUAAUACAAAACCAUCGUCAUUUACUCACUCAUUGUUAUAUACACAAUCGAAUAUGAUUAAGUUAGACUAUUCAAAGCGAAAUUAUAGUCUAGACGUAUCUAUUGAUGAUGAUGAUAUUCCAGAAGAAUCACUUUAUCACUCCACAUCGUUACAUAAUAUCUGUAGUACAAGUUAUCAUUCAAAAAUUUUAAAGUCUUUACCAACACCAGCAGCCAAUCAGUUGGUAGGUAAUUCAGAUAAUUUUAAAUAUGCAGUCGAGAAUAACAACAAUUCGUUCGAUACUCAUCAUCAACUUUAUGAGGAUGACAUUACUUUGAAUUCAAAUAUAAAACGUAAAAAUAUAUGUACCUGGCGUAAACAAACAUACAAUCGACGUCAUCAUUGUCAUAAUGGUCGUUUAGAUUCAACUUCUCUUUAUGCUAGUGUAACAAAUUUAAUGAAUGAUGAUCAUUCUCAAAUGUUUUGUUUAGCUGACAGAAUAAUUGAAGCUAUGCCUAGGCGUAUUGUUAAUCUUCAUAAUCAAAAUUGUGAUGAUCUGCUAUCAACCCACGUAGAUUAUGAUAAUGAUUAUAAUUGUGAAGAGUCCCAUUCUUCUUCUAUCCAGUUUUCUGAUUCAGCUUUAGGUGAAAGUAUUGCUUUGAGUCGAGCACCAGUUGACCAACUCAAAUCACAUUCUUCAUUGUUGCAUUAUGAACCAUUCACUUUAGCCACUAAUACUAAUUCUAUUACUAAUCCUAUUCAGUUAACAAAUAAUGAUGAUACAAACAAAUAUUCAGUUAAAAUCUUUCCAAAUAUAACAACAAAAUCAUUUAGUAAUAAUCAUAAAAAUAAUAAAUCAGUUGGUUCAUUUAAUUCACUUCCAUCGAAACGACCUUAUCGUGAUAAAUAUUUGACAUUAUAUAACAGUUUUAGAUAUCGUGGUGUUGGCAUCGAUGAUUAUCCAGAGAAUAAAGUGAAUCAUCAGUUAAAAAGUGCUUUACUUAGUUUUCAUGAACCUUUGAGAAGAAGAUCAUACUUUACUCCUCCUAUUCAAAAAAAUAAAAGUAAAUUGAAAACUUUCAAUGAUGAUGAUGAAAUCAGUAAUGAAUUGAAUUCUCAUGAAACUGGAGUUAUCACGUCAAAUUCAAUGUUCGAUACACCUUUUAGUUCUACUAGUUUUAUGAGUUCAGAUUUAAAUAAUGAAAAUGAUUUUGAUGUACUUCGAUAUGAUCGUCAAGGGAAAUCAUUAAGCGCUUUCAGUUUAAAUAGUCCACCACCGUCUACAGCACAAAUUGCUGAACAUUUUAAUGCAGUACCAGGAAAUUUUAUGGAAACUGACUUAAGUAGAUUAACUCUAUCGGAUAUGGAACAGAAACGUUUAUACGAAGCAGCCAAAAUUAUACAGAAAUAUUAUCGAGCUUAUAAAAAACACAAUCGGUCGGCGAUUAUUCAAAAUAAUAAUAAGAAAUUGUCCAAUACAUUUAUACCUAAUCAUGUUUUAUGCUCUUCAUCAAACCAUGAUUAUACUACUGAAACAGAUUUAAGUACUUUUGAUAAAUCCUUAUCCAAUAAUAAUGCUUAUUCAAAAAGUGUGUGUGAUGUUAACAACACGCAUCAGAUUGUACACCAACUUCAGCAGAAUAGCAAUACUGUCAUCUCUCUAACUGAUAAACAAGAAUGGAAUAAUGAUGUUUUACUGGGUUUCGAAAAUGAUACAUCUGUAGGCCUUGAAGUGGAAAUAGAAACAUCAUACGAUAAUACAAUAACCAAUGAUAAUGAUAAUUCAUAUCAAGUUCAGUCUAUUCAGUCUGGUCAAUUGUCUUUACCUGGAGAAACAAAUUCCAAUUGUUGUUUGAAAACAACAACUAACUUUUCCAAUUGUAUCUCAACUUCAAUACAAUCAUUGAAUUCACCACAACCAUCAAUCACUUCAUCAUCCAGUGGGCCAUGUAAUAAAGAAAUUGAGGCUGCAAUUAUUAUUCAAAGUUAUUAUAGACGUUAUAAACAGGUACUUAGUAUAUUUAUCUGUCGUUUAUUUACUUUCCAUUGUAAUCGGUAACGUAUUGACUUAUUUAAUGGAGACUUUCCAUGAGACGAUUAUUAUUGAAUAUUUGUUAGAAAUUAUUCUUUACGAAUGCUAUAGCAUGUUUGUGUCAUCUUCUAUUUCGCGUCAUUUGAUUUACAGACAAAUAGAAAUGAAUUCACCUUACUUCACAAUGUUCGUUAAUUUUGCUUUAGAAAAAUUAAUGUGACACGACAAUUUCUCUUGUUUUUUGUCUUUUUUGAACUCAUUUUGGAAAAAAUUCAUCAGAUUUAUAUUAUGACAAUUAAGCUACUUAACUUGACUAACAUUAAGAUAAAUUUUUCUUAGUAUCAUGUGGCUGGAGGAAAUUGGUAAAAAGUCCUCGAUCUAGGUUUCGUACUGAUUGAUAGACAUCAAUAAGGUGUAUCUACGAUCUUCUGAAAACUGAUCACUAGAAAUUCAAACCAGUUCCACAUAGCACCGCAGUCAGAGAUUUUAGCAAUUAGCUAUUUGAAUUACGACUGACCUGUGGAACUCUAAUAAUAACACAAACCGGUAACUUAAUGAAUAUUUGAGUUUAUCGAGAAGAGCUACUGAAUGCUCGGUGUCUACAAAGAUUAAUACGUGUUUGUAUAUAUGAUUAGUUGUAGCAUUCAACUUUUUUUCUAUUUCAUUAGUAUGCAUAUUAUAAACGAUUAUGUCAAGCUGCACUUUUAAUUCAAAAUCGAUAUCGUUGGUAUGUAAAUCGAAAGAAGAAUGGUAAUAGCGCGGGAGUUUCAGCUGGUCCUAAACUUAGAAAACCUAGAUCAAGUCAAUGUAAUAAUCCACGAUACAGGUUUGUGUUUAGUAUCAAUAUUCAAGUGUCUUGUUUUAUUUUUAGUUAAUGCAGUCUUACGUUUAUUUUAACAAAUCUAGCUGGUUAGAAACCUCACGGCUAUCAUAACCAGUGAAUAGACACUUUGAAUGAAGUGGCUCAGAAUCGUUCGAACUUGCGUAAAUGCACUCACUCUUUGACUUUCUUCAGAACUCCAGUCUCGAAGUUUCCUUGAAACGUUUUUUCACUAAACGUUUCUACUAUUUUGAGAUAAUUUAUUUUCGCUGUGCUAACGUGGUAUGGCAACCUGAACAGCUGUGGACAUAGAUUUCAGGUUGUACACUGUAGAUGCCUAACUAAUUAACUGAUAUAGCUCAUCAUCCGAACCUUCUUAUGGAGUUGAAUGACAUGGAAUGAACAGUACAAAUCCUAGUGUUAACCACCGGCUCACUACUGUUUAUUGGAAUAUGUAGUAACAACGUGUAAUCUGAAGAUUGUUUUGAUUAGGGACUGAACUUAGAUGAAAAGCUGUUGACAAAUUAAAGUCAAAUGAACAGUUGUUUUACACGGGAUUAAACCCCAAGUCUUUCAAAUCUUAGUAGGAAUUACUUUGAUUAUUAACCUUUUUACAUAAUUAAAUUAUGCAUUUAAGACGACAACACAGUUUCAAACCGAUGUCAGCCACCAUCAUGUCUAUAUUCAAAUAAUCAAGUUUUUUUCAACCAUCGAAAAAUAUGAAUGGCUAAAGCGUUUUGUAUAUUGCUGAACACUACUGCACCCAAUCAAAAGGAAAGCCUAAUUAUCCAUCUAACUUCAAGUACUUAUCCAAACAGUCAAAUUAGGCACACCUGUUAACACACACAAAUCAGCUCUACAUCUUCACAUUACGAAUUUUACAUUUUUCAUACCCACCUAGAUAUGCAUCGAUAAACACAAAAAUUGUCUCACCUUUGACCUGAGUGAUGUAACAUUAGCAUGAUAAACUUUGUUCGCAUUGUACAUAUUACCUUUUUUGUUUCUCCAUGCUAGUUAAAAUUAAUUUUAAUUCGGUUGUUCAUUGUGAUCUGAAAUCAAUUAAUGAAAACUAGGAAGCAGUGGAUCCCUACUAUGCGACUGCCUCACCGAAAAUGGAAAAUGGUUGAGCCAAUGUCAUUAAUUGACUGACGGUAAACACGCAAACCAUUGGUCGCUGACUCAGUGACCUAAACGUUAGGCGUUCGCUACGAGACGUAGACGUCCUAAGUUUUAUGUCCGGUCGGUUAGUAGGUGGGCACGACUGAGGAGUCGCACAUUAGGAUCAAACAACUGUCCAGUCCUUCCUGGUUUGCAUUGGUUGUCGAACUUGUGUCGAUUCCUGUUUUCAAUAAUAUUCAGCAAUCUCCGUAAACUUCUAUACUGACAUUUAUUUAUUCUGUUAAAAAGCUGAUUUACAACAAUUCACGAAAUGUCAAAAAUUCAGUUUCCCACUCAUUGAAAUAUUUCAAAUAGAUUUUUAUAUGUAUUAGUAUAAUUACAUACAUAUGGCAACAAUUUUUCCCUCCAUGUAAACGCACAUUACAUUUAUACAUUGUGGAUAAUAUACUUCAUUUUCUUCUAGGUCAGUAUGUACACGAAAACCAAAGGUGAAUAAUAACACAGGUGGUGCAGUAAAUAUUGGGUAAGAUCAGUUAGUGUGAUAGAUUAAUCUUUUUUUGUGAACAUUUAGUUUACUAGAAUACUAAACAGUUUGUCUUUUUGCUUAUAUCAUGUUAAAUACCACCGUUAAAUACCACCACCGGUUGAGUGGUUUAAAGAUUAAGCGUCUGCACAUGGGGCUGAAGGUCUUGGGUUUGAUUCUCAUUGUCAGGGUAGUGAGUGAGCACUGAUGGGGAGUCCUAUACUAAGACGAAUCGGUCAUCCAGUGCUUCCUAGUUUAAUUUUGGUCGGUUGAUGAUUUAAACGAUACUGCAUACAGUGCUUACUGUAUAUGCAAAUAAAAUAAGCUUACUGUCGAUAAGGGAAAAUGUGAUAAAAUGUUAGCUAGUUAAUACCAUCAAGAUGGGGAGACGGUGGUCCUCAGUAUUAGCCUGCAACAUAGCUUUAUUCAGUCUUCUUUCUCACUUACGACGUUUUAAUCAGUAGUUUGUGUGAAUAAUCAACAGGUUACAAUUUUUUCAUUUCAUUUUAGUCUUUGUGUUUAUUUCACCUUCUAAGUGUAUCCUCUCCUUCCUUCACUUAAUACCACCCAUCUAGUGUUCGUCUCCGAAAACCUAUUGUCUCAGUAAGUAAUGAUCGUUAUUUACCAAUGACUUAAAUAGUAACAAUGAUGUAGUAUUGUCGUGUUAUUAUUGUAAUUCCUCUAUCGUGUUUUCUUGGUCAUAAUGUUGUCUAUACUAUGUUUCGUCGUAAAUUGUUAAAGUAUGUUUUAUUUUAUUAACAAUCCUUUAUUGUUCAGUGGUAUCACAGUUGUCGUAUUAAAAAUGUAAGUGGUGUGAUUUCACUAAACAAAUCGAUCGCACAAGUUGAAAAAGAUUACUAAAAUAAUUUUGGCAUAAGGUGAAACCGGGGAAACAUAUAUUGUGAUUUAAGUUGUUACAUUUAAAUUGUUAUUCUGUACUAAAAGAACAACUCUCAAUUACACGCUUGUUUUUUGUAAAAAAUCAGACUCCCUGUUAUAUUGUUAGUUGUCAAAUUUAAUUCUUUCCCCAUUAUUCAAGUCAGAAUUCGACAAAACUUUGAAUAAUUCAUUUCUUUUCCUGUUGUUCAUGAAGAUGGAUUGAAUUUAAAUAUUAUUUAAUAGUGUAUACCAUUGAAUUUUGACUUAAAAGGUAUGGUGUUCUCUGUGACAUUUGGUUUUUCAAUUCGUUUUUCUCUCCAUUUUACUUCAAUCUGUAAUGACAACUAUCAUCACAUCAUCAUAUCUGUUGUGUAUUCAGUUUAUAUACGUUUCUAUCUUAUGUUUUGCCGUAAUACUAUCCAUUAAAUAUUCCGUUUUUUUGUUGCUUACUACUAUUCUGUAGAUUUCCGGAUGCAUAAGACAUCGAUCCGCUACCCGGUUAUCUUCAUUCAACAACACUCCUUAUAUCCCUUUAAUCAAUUCACAUCAUGUAAAUUCACCUUCAAGAUUUAUUUGUUUUGAAGAGCAUUUAAUUGAAUCCUAUGAUAAUCAUCAACAACGUUUAUCAAAUAAUUCAUCUAUUGUCUAAAUGAUAGUAAUGUUUAUACUUAGUUCAAUGUUGUUUAUGUUAUCGUUAUUUGUGUGUUGUAUUGACAUUGUUCAUUUCAUUCAAUGAAGGCCUUUGUGCUUUAAACUUAUUUAAUUUUCAUUCAUUUUGAUAUACGUGUUAUGCAAUAGUUACAAAGAUGGUUUUUAUUCAUUUAUUUACUUUUCCUCUAUUUUCCGACAAUUUGCUCACAGGUGAUAAAAUUAAUUUUCAUUUCUCUCGAGACAAUAAUAAUAACAAUGAUAGAAAUAUAAUAUUAUUUCAAUUAGUUAUGACAGCUAUAUUUUUGAUUAUGUUUGCUUGUCUUUUGCCAGCCGUUUUUUAUUUCAUUUUUAGUUUCUCUUCAUCCUGAAUUUACUUAAACGUAUUUCGACUCUGUCGUUUCUGUAUAACUUCUUUCCAUCAAAUCGUGAUCUCUAAGACAACUUUACUCAUGAUUUAUCUUGUCAGUUUUAUUCUUCUUUCACUCAUGUGUCUAACAUUUUCAUCUUGAUGGACACAAGAAAUCGAUACAUGCACUUACGCCUGUUACCCUUUGUGAAGGAUCAUAGGUCACCCACCAGCAUUCUCCAUAGAACUCUGUCCUGGACACACGUACACACAGUAACAAUAGCACCAUUAUUGACACUUAGCUUUAUCGUUUUGCUUUCAGGUUAUUUUGUUUAUAUUUAUGUUCUUAGUAUUUCUUUAACUAUUAUUGUAACCUAGUCUUUCCUCUGAAAAAGAUUCAUUUUCCUUAUUCAUUUAUUGAUAAUUGAUUGCACUCACGCACAAGUGAUGAAAACCACUGUUUUUAGAAAUAAUUAUCUACUCACAGCUGUCGACUUCCUAUUUAUCUUGGUUAUUAUUAAAAUUAUUGCUUUUUGCUAAUUUACUUGAACAGAUGAAGCAACCUAGAAAAAAAGAUCAUAAUAUUUAUUUAUUAUUGAAUGCGUCAAUGUUUACUUUUCAGUUUUCUUUUAAUUGACAGACUGGUUUGUAUGACUUAAAACUGUAUCUAUAUGACACCAUCAGUUGUUGAUCAGCCAGUCAGUCAUAUACAACGCAGGACCAGGAACAUCGGUCCAAGUUGUCAUACCUCAUUAGCACAACAAGAUGAACACCCAAUUCAUAGAAGCAGUUACUUCAAUGGUAAUAAUAUAG
Schistosoma intercalatum is the source of this 10431-nucleotide messenger RNA. Lineage: Eukaryota; Metazoa; Platyhelminthes; Trematoda; Strigeidida; Schistosomatidae. The record is from the annotation of a GenBank genome assembly.